AUGUCGUACCGUCAUUUAUUACGCCAAACACAAAUCGACCCUGUUACGACGGGUAAUUCAAAUACGACAAAGAGGGCACCUUCGAACGCAUCAACAGCAUCAAGUGGUUAUUCCAAUUCAUCUAGCAUUUAUGAAUCGAGUGGCACAAGCAGACUAUCUUCAACGACGUCGAGUGAGUACGGAAGUCGUAGGAGAGGUUUAAGUGAAGCCGCUGGGAUGUAUAGCUCUUCAGAAAAUCGCAACGGGAAAGGGAGCAUGGAAUCGAGUCCAGAUAGUGCGUACAAGAAUGCCAGAAAGUCUUUGCGACCACUCCCUCAACCUCCAGGCCAAAGUCCACCAGAAAGAGACAAAACCCCAGCCCAACACAAUCGCGGAAAGAGUAUCGAUGUCAUCAGAAGUAAUUUUCAACCGCAUUCUCGAACACAAAGUGUAGACGUCCAGAAGGGAUCUAUCAAACACCACAACCGCGGAAAGAGUAUAGAUGUAUCCAAAUUAACAUUGUUUGAGUCUCCUGCCCAAUCGCCCAUGAGCCCCGCAACAAGUCCGACUCGAAGUCCGACUCGCAGUCCGACGCGCCGUCCACCUAUGGUUCGACCCAAUUCCAUGUUGUUGAGCCGUUCCGAUUCAAUCAGUGUUGGAGCAGGAGCUCUCUCAAAGCUUGGCCCAACGCAUAUCCAUUCACCUCUCACUAGGCCUGAGCUACAAAGCUUCGAACGAUCCUCGACAAGUCAACUUCGAACCCUCUCAAAAUUCGCGCAGUCCGCAACUCCUGACGAUUUUACCAUUACAUCACCAGAACAAGAGGUAGCAGGAUUACAGGGACGACGUAGACUGCAGCGCAGCGCGAUUUCGAAGGACAAAAAUGGCACCCUCAACAAAUCUAUCGGUGGCUAUGGUUGGGAAGGUAGAAAUUGGAUGGACAAACAGCGACAAUUUUUACAGGCUUAUGAGUAUCUUUGUCAUAUUGGAGAAGCCAAGGAAUGGAUUGAAGAUAUAUUGAAGCGAGAAAUUCCUCCAACCGUGCAACUGGAACAAACUUUGAGAGACGGGGUCACAUUGGCAGAGGUGGUGGAGGCUGUUAACCCGGAACAACGCAUACGGAUAUUCAGGAAUCCUAAACUACAAGCUCGACAUUGGGACAAUAUCGCUCAGUUCUUCCGAUUUCUGGACGAGGUACAACUUCCCGAGCUAUUUCGAUUUGAACUUAUCGAUUUAUACGAGAAGAAGAACAUUCCUAAAGUCAUUUAUUGUAUACACGCUUUGAGUUGGCUAUUAUUCAGGAAGGGAAUUGUGGACUUUCGAAUUGGUAAUCUUGUUGGACAACUGGAAUUUGAAGAUCAUGAAUUGGAAGAAAUGCAGAAAGGAUUGGAUAAAGCUGGAGUUAGUAUGCCUAGUUUUGGGAAUAUGGGAGCGGAUUUUGGAGUCCCAGAACCUGAACCUGAACCUGAGCCAGUCGAAACCGAGGAGGAGCGAAUCGAUCGAGAGCUCGGUGAGAACGAAGCUAUAAUUGUGGAGUUACAGGCACAAAUACGGGGAGCUUGUAUGCGAAUGCACCUAGGAAGAACAAUGCAAGGACUUUGGGAUACCGAAGACUGGCUUGUAGAGCUUCAAUCGAUGAUCCGUGGGGACUUUUCGCGACAAAUCGUGGAGUAUCGGUUAAAUAUGAGACGGUUCGCAGUGAACCUACAAAGCCAUGCACGCGGAUUUUUAGUACGAAAGAACCAAUCGAGCCAAGAGAAAUUCUGGAAAAGCCGUGAAGGAGAUGUACAGAAGAUUCAAAGCUUAUUCAGGGCUACGAAGGUUGGACAACAAGUCCGAGAAGAGGUAUGCAUGAUGCGAUCCGCUUUGCAGCAGUCAGAAUUUGUUAUCAAAGAUUUUCAGUCAAGCAUUCGUGGAUUUCUUGCUCGGAAAGUUUUGGUGGCUCAGGAGAAGGAAGCCAGAUCUGUUAAUGUGUCAACCCCAGUGCUGAAUCUGCAAGCUGCAAUCAGGGGUAUGCUUGUGAGAAAGAAAAUGAUGGAGCAAGAAGAAGACAUGUCAGCCCUUACUGUGUCAACCCCAGUGUCAGAUCUGCAAUCUGCAGUGAGGGGCAUGAUAGUGAGACAGAAGAUGUUAGCACAACAAGCAGAGCUGAACUCUCUCACUAUAUCGACAUCCGUUUCAGAUUUGCAAUCUGCGGUGAGGGGGAUGGUUGUGAGACAGAAGAUUUUGGCACAACAAGCAGAGAUGAACUCUUACACCGUGUCAACCUCGGUUUCGGAUCUGCAAGCAGCAAUGAGAGGGAUGCUUGUGAGAAAGAUGAUGGUAGCUCAAGAAAAAGAAACAUCAUCCAAAGCUGUUUCUACUCCAGUGUUGAAUUUGCAGGCUGCAAUGAGGGGAAUGAUUCUCAGAAAAAAUAUUGCAGAUGAUCAAGAAGAUCUUUAUCGCGAAGAACCUUCAGUUACAGCUAUUCAAGGGUUUGCGAGGGCCUUGCUGACGAGAAACCAGAUCACUCAACAGCAGGAAGCAUUACAUGCAUGUACACCUAUCUGGGAAAAGCUUCAAGCAAUUACCAGGGCGGGUGCUCUUAGACUUGAAGUAUUUGAUACACAACAAGCUUUGAAGAGUCAUUCUGAAAGCAUAUCAAACCUUCAAGCCUUUCUUCGUGCCGGAGCAGUUCGCCGUGAUGUCACAGAGACUUUGUCAGGUUUAGAAGCAGACGAAUCGGCAAUAGUAGAGCUUCAGAGCUUAAUUCGUGCUAUGCUUGUUCGACGCUCAAUUGAGGAUGAUUAUGACAUCCUUGUCACAGAGUACUCGACAAUCACGGAUCUACAGUCUAUGAUAAGAGCUGGUAUGGUCAGACAGAAAACGGAAAUGAUCUUGGAUGACCUUCAGGCGAAUGAAGAAGAAAUCAUACAACUCCAGGCCUUGUCACGUGCUGUACUACUUCGUAACGACAUCGAAGGGGUAUUGGGAGAAUUAGAAUCUGAAGAAGAUUUCAUUGUUGCAGUACAAUCGGCAGCCAAGGCUUCUUUGGUCCGAGCCGCAUAUUUAGAGAAGCAGCGUUUCUUCAAGGAGAAUAUGGAAAAGGUUGUGAAGAUCCAAAGUUUUGUUCGUGGGCGUUUACAGGGCGAGGCUUACAAGAGCUUGACAACUGGAAAGAACCCCCCUGUCAACACCGUUAAGAACUUCGUCCAUCUUCUCAAUGAUAGUGAUUUCGAUUUCAAUGAGGAAAUUGAGUUUGAGCGUAUGCGAAAAACUGUUGUACAGCAAGUUCGUCAAAACGAAUUGGCAGAGCAAUAUAUCGAUCAAUUGGACAUUAAGAUUGCCCUUUUGGUGAAGAAUAAGAUCACACUGGAUGAAGUCGUCAAGCAUCAGCGAAAUUUUGGCGGACACUCAGGAAACAUCCUCGUCAAUAGUUCCAUGGCUUCAGGGAAUCAAUUUGAUCUGAAAGCUCUUAACAAGAAUUCGAGGAAGAAGCUCGACUUGUAUCAACAACUCUUUUUCAACUUACAAACCCAAUCUCAGUACCUUGCCCGGUUAUUCCAAAUAAUCCGAGAACAGGGUACUGCCGAAAAAGACUGCAAACGCAUCGAGACCUUAAUGAUGGGGUUGUUUGGAUAUGCGCAAAAGCGCCGUGAGGAGUACUACUUGCUUAAACUAAUUGCUCGCUCUGCCAGAGUAGAAAUCGAACACUUCGCCUCAACGCAAGACUUACUCCGCGGCAAUUUCUUUUGGACAAAACUCCUCGCUAAUUACACCCGGUCUCCUCGAGACCGAAAAUUUCUUCGUGAUCUGUUGGGUCCUCUCAUUACGGAAAAUAUCAUCGAGGAUCCCGCGCUCGACCUUGAGAGUGAUCCAAUGCAAAUUUACCGCUCGGCUAUCAACAACGAAGAGCUUCGAACAGGUAGACCAAGUCAAAGAGCUUUAGAGAUUCCUCGAGAUCAAGCAAUCAAGGAUCCAGAAACUCGAGAUAUGUUUAUUGAUCAUUUAAGAGACUUGAGAGAGAUUUCAGAUCUUUUCAUGCUUGCUUUAGAAAGUCUUCUGCAUAGAAUGCCUUAUGGUGUUCGCUUUAUUUGCCAGCAAAUCUUUGAAGGACUUUGCCAGCAAUUUCCACGAGAACCACAACUAAAUCUUCUACAAGUUGUUGGUAAUUGGUUCUUCAGAUUCUACCUAUUCCCAGCUUUGACCACUCCUGAGUCUAUGGGUGUAGUCGAAAGACAACUCACCCCACUGCAAAAGCGCAAUUUAGGCGAAGUUGCCAAAGUCCUUGGCCAGAUCUCAUCGGGACGGUUGUUUGGUGGCGAGAAUAUGUUCUUGCAGCCGUUGAACGCCUACGUCACUGACGCCAUUACCAGAAUCACUGAAAUAUUUUCCAAUAUUAUCUCAGUGCCGGAUGCGGAAAGUACUUUCGAUAUUGACGAGUUCAAUGAUCUGUAUGCUCGUACGAAACCUACACUUUAUAUCAAGAUGGCCGAUAUUUUCGCAAUUCACAACCUCAUUUGUGAUGAGCUGCCACAAAUCUGUCCAAACCGCGAUGAUGUCCUUCGAGAAAUUAUUCAAGAACUCGGCAGUGCCAAGAACAACGAGUCCGAGAUGUUAGGUGGCUCCUCUGGCGAACUUCAAAUGACUUUAAGUCCUAAACUUCAUGACGUGGAUGAUCCCGAAGCUGAAGUGAAAACGCUCUUUAUGGAGACCAAGCGAUGUAUUCUGUAUAUCAUUCGAGUCCAAUCCGGUCCAAACCUCAUGGAAAUCUUGGUGAGACCGAUAACACCAGAGGAUGACCAAAAGUGGCAUGAUUUACUACGGGAGGAAUUUUCGGCAGACAGCAAGACUCGUGGAGCAUACUCUGAUGUCAAUACUUUAACAGACAUAAAAUCCAUGUCAUACUGGGAACUGAAGAGGACUGCUCUGGAGAACAUCAUGAGACUUGAGCAACUUGGAAGAAUCUCAAGACAAAAUUUUUACCAGGACAUCCUUAAUGCUAUCGCUGUUGACAUUCGUACCAAAAGCAGACGUCGUGUUCAGAGACAAAGAGAAUUGGAAGGUGUUAAGAUGACAUUAGGGAAUUUGGGCGAGAAGGCGGAUUGGCUUGAGUCACAGAGGAAGAGUUACGAUAAUUACAUCGAACAAGCUAUGAUGACUCUGCAGAAAAAAGGGAAAAAACGUUUCCUUAUGCCUUUCUCUAAACAAUACAACCACGAAAAGGAACUCGAGCGUACUGGUCGUACAUACAAAUUCGGCUCUUUCAAAUAUUCGGCUCGAACUUUAUCGGAUAAAGGUGUAUUGGUCGCCUGGAAAGGAUACCCCGAACGUGAAUGGGAUAAGAUCAAUCUUACAAUUUCAUGUGAUCAAGUUGGUGUAUUCUCCAUCGAGGGUAGCAAAGGCAGCAUUGUCAUUACUGGUGCAAUGGCUCAGGUUCCUAUGGACUCACUUCUUGCUGCACAAUUCGCAAACCAUCAGUAUAUGGAUAUGUUUGAGGGUGCGAUGAGGUUAAAUGUUAAUCUAUUCUUGCAUUUGUUGUACAGAAAGUUUUAUAGGACUGAGUAA
Molecule: messenger RNA, 5526 nt
Organism: Botrytis porri
Lineage: Eukaryota; Fungi; Ascomycota; Leotiomycetes; Helotiales; Sclerotiniaceae
Exons: 2
Coding region: 1-5526 (1841 amino acids)
Biological process (GO): regulation of GTPase activity; regulation of actin cytoskeleton organization
Cellular component (GO): cytoplasm
Molecular function (GO): GTPase activator activity; protein binding
Source: RefSeq, a predicted model, not a curated record